Molecule: messenger RNA, 2628 nt
Organism: Eimeria acervulina
Lineage: Eukaryota; Apicomplexa; Conoidasida; Eucoccidiorida; Eimeriidae
Exons: 8
Source: RefSeq, a predicted model, not a curated record
CACGACCGACGUUUAUUUGCUGCAACGGAGAUACUCAAGCGGAAGGCGGGAGACUGCGGGCUGGCGGCCGCGAAGGGCCCCAGGAAGCCCCCUCCCUCGGAUGUCUUCACUGGCGAGACUUCUCUGGAUUUGCGGUGGCUGGCAGCGGAGACCAAGGACGACGCGUGGCUGCAAAUGAGCGACAGGUGGGAGUUUUGCCCGCUGGACUUGCGGUGGCUGUCAGUUGCUACGAAUGAUCGGUCAUGGCUUUUAAAUAGAUUUGUUUGGCAGCGAAGUCCUCGAGACCUGCAGUGGCUUACAGUUAGUACUUAUAACAGAGAAUGGCUUCUUCUAGGAGCAUCUGAUCGCUGGAGAGGGGCCCAUCCUUCUUUAAAACUGCGGGCCAUAGAGACCCAGGACCCUAAUUUGCUGCGCCCUUCUUUAUCAGAAGCAGCACAGAAAAUAAUAGACAAUUGCAUGCAAAGGGAAAUACAAAAAGAAAUGGACAUACGGGAGGAGGUGUAUGCAUCUAAGAAGACACCGCACACGAUGGGGACCGGGAACGGGAUCGGGAUCGGUUCCUUCGACUCCUUCCGCCUCUCUGCCGGCGACCUCACUGCAGAUCCGGGGCUGCGAAAGCCCUUUACUAGCUUGCCAACAGCAGCAGCAGCAGCAGCAACAGAAAAAGCAGCAGCAGCAGACAAAGGGGGUCCCUCACACUUCCCAAAAGAGGGGACUGUACCCGCCUCUAAGCCCCCCGCAGCACACAGCGAGCCCCCCCCUUCUACUCCUUUCGUGCAGAAGACCGGCAGCAUUCCUCUCAAGAAAGCAGCAGAAGCAAAAGGAGCAGGAGCAGCAGCAACAGCAAAACCAACAGCAGCACCAGCAGCAGGCAUGGGGGGCCCCCCAGGAAAGAAGGACGGCCCCGUCUCUUCAGGUAGCAAAAUCGGGGGGCCUGCCUUAGGAAAGACCUCAGCCCCACCCAGUGCUAAGAAAGAAAUUCCUUCAGGUGUAAAGACACUUGGGCACCCAACUGCGCCAGAAGGGGUGCCAGCCCCACCCGCAGCGACAUCCAAGGGGCCCGCAACUGCAGCAAAAGGGGCUGGGGCCCCUCCAGCAGAUCUCGCUAAAAAGGGGCCCCCAGCAGCAGCAGGUAAAGGGGAGGGGGCCCUUCCAGCAGCUCCAAAGACCUUGGGGCCCCCAACCGCGAAAACUGCAAAAACAGGACCACCCAAAGGGACCACUGGUCUUCCAGCAGCAGAAGCUGGUGCUGCUGCUGCUACCAAGUCGGAGGGACCCCCAGGGCCCCCUGCGCCUAAGAAAGAAACCCCAUCAGCUCCAGCAGGAUCCAAAAAGGGGGGCCCCCUGGGGGCCCCAGGUGGGGGGCUCCCAGGUGGAAAGCCUACAGGGCACCCCGUAGGGAGAACUGUUCCUGCACCUACAAUCAAAUCGCUGUCUCCUCCUCCCCCCAAACCCUCAGGGCCACCAACACCAGCAGCAGCAGCAGCACCAGCAGCAGCAAAAGCAGCAGAACCAGCAGCAAAGGCAGAAACCGUAGCAGCGAAACCAACGGGGUCCCCAGGGGGGCCCCCAAAGGGGCCUGCUGCAUCGGGGUUGCCAAAGGGGCCCCCAGGGGGGCCAGCGGGGGGGCCCCCAGGGCCCCCUGGGUUGAAGAAGGCCUCCCCGCCACCGACUGAUGCAACGAAGAGCAUCGAAGGGAAAGAGGCAGCAGUACCCUCUAAGGGCCCCCCUCCCCCAGGCGGCUCACCAACACCGACAAAGGCGCCUUUGGGGGCCCCUGGGGGCCCCCCUAAGCCGCUGGGUGCCCCUGUAGCUGCUGGGGCCCCCAAAGAGAAAGCGGGGCUCCCCCCUUCUCCUGGGGGGUCGAAGGAAGCAAAGCUCCCUCCUGCUCCAGGAGCCCCCAAGGGAGCGGUGGGGGGCGGGGCCCCACCUGCCAAGCCGAAGGGACCCCCAGCUCCCCUCUCUAAGGACUCCACAGCCUCACCGCCUCCUAAGGACUCAGCAGCAGCCAAGCCCUCACCUCCGCCUACCAAGGAGAAGACGCCUCCACCCCCUCCUGCUGCAGCAACAAAACCAUCUUCACCUGCAGCAGGGGGCCCCCCAUCAGCAGCGAAACUCCCUCCUUCUCCUGGGGCCAAGGGGCCCCCCUCCUCAGCAGCUGCUCCUGGAGGCAAGGGGCCCCUCCCACCUAAAGGGGGCCCCCCGAAACCCACCCCAAAGGCAGCAGAAGGUGAACCCUCUCCCAGCCUUCCUAAAGAGUCGUCUCCUGUGAACAAGGGGCCCCCGGGAGGGCCCCCGAAAGGGCCCCCAGGGGGCCCACCCAAAGGUCCCCCAGGGGCGGCCCCCAAAGGGGCCUCAGAGGGGCCCCCUAAAGGGCCCCCAGGUGGUCCCCCAGGUACGGCCGCCAAAGGGCCUCCAGGUGGUCCCCCAGGGGCGGCCGCCAAAGGGCCUCCAGGUGGACCCCCAGGGGCGGCCGCCAAAGGGCCUCCAGGUGGACCUCCAGGGGCGGCCGCCAAAGGGCCCCCGGGGGCCCCCAAAAAGCCGUCACCACCAGCUGGGAAACUGCCGGGGGUCCCGCCCCCCAAACUGCUGCCUGGGCCUCCCAAGGCGAAGACCAAUGGUCAGUGA